Molecule: messenger RNA, 465 nt
Organism: Tetrahymena thermophila SB210
Lineage: Eukaryota; Ciliophora; Oligohymenophorea; Hymenostomatida; Tetrahymenidae
Exons: 1
Source: RefSeq, a predicted model, not a curated record
AUGGCAUUAAUAAUAAUUCUUCUUCAUAGAAAUAAAAUACUUCUAGUUUAGUUUGAUUUGAAUAAUAAUAAAUAAUUCUUCUUGAAUAGGAUGAUAGAUUGGAAAUAAAUAAAUUCUAUUCUAUAAUUAAUAAAUAUUUUAGUUUUAUAUUAGAUUUUUGAAUAAGGAAUAUCAAUAUAAAUAAUAUUAUUUAUUGAAUUCUUUUUUAGUAAUAAUGUUAAAAAGCAAUUUAUUACCUAAAAUCAAUCUUAAAAUUUUGAAAAAUAUUUUUAAAAUAACAAAUAAAUAAGUUAAAAAUUAUUUUUAGUUGAUUAAUAAAAGGUUAAAUAAAGAACUAAAAUAUAUUUAUAUUCAAAACGAUUUAAUAAACAUUUUAAUUAUUUGGAACAAUUGAAAAUAAAUCAAAAUAAAUAAAAUUGCUUAUUUAUACUCCCUUUAUUGUAAGUGGUUAGUAAUGUUGUUUGA